UGAUCUAAUUUCAAACCAUAGACACAUGCGUCAACUGUCAAACCAAAGAUGAAGACGAGUGUUGGUCAAAAUUUAUGUCAGCUAGUGUUGAUUAAUUAAUUUAUUAAUAAAUUUUAGUUGGAGAAAAACAGGCUGAAUUAUGUCUGAAAGGUCGAAAUCAAGGAAAAGGAGUAGAGAUAAAUCUCGUAAACAAAAAUAUCGUGAUGAAUCUUCAGAUAGUAGCAGUUCGAGUUCCUCGAGCACUUCCAGUAGUGAUGCAGAGAUACAUCUGCUAAUGAAAUUGGAAAAAGAAAGGAAAAAAGCUUUGGAAAUUCGUAAAAAGCAAAAAGAACUGCUUAAGGCUAAAGAGACUCCAGAAGAAAAAAGAUUAAGACGCUUGAAAAGGAAGCAGGAAAAAGAAAAAAAAAUCAAGGAGAAAAUGGGUUGGGAUAACGAAUAUCUGCAUUAUACCAAUUCUGAUAAUCCUUUUGGAGAUGGUGAAUUAUUAUCUACGUUUGUGUGGAAGAAAAAGCUCAAUAAAGAGGGUUUGGUGGGCAUAACUAAAGAAGAGUUGGAAAUGCGUAAUAAGUUCAAACAAGAGGAGAAUAAAAGAGAACUUGAAAAAGUGAAAAAACGAAGAAUGGAAAGAGAUUUGGAGAAACAAAGAAAGGAGGAAGAAGCACUGAUUGCACAAAGAAACAAAGAAGCAACUCAAUUUGAAGAAUGGGAAAGACAGGAAGAUACUUUCCAUUUGGAACAAGCCAGGCUUAGGUCACAUAUAAGAAUUCAAGAUGGACGUGCUAAACCUAUAGAUUUAUUAGCAAAAUAUAUCAGUGCAGAGGAAGAGGUAGACGCUGUAGAAAUGCAUGAGCCUUAUACUUACCUUAAUGGUUUGCUUACCAAGGACUUGGAGGACCUAGUAGAAGAUAUUAAAGUUUAUAAGGAAUUAGAAAAGGGUAAAAAUAUUGAUUAUUGGAACGACAUUACUAUUAUAGUUGAAGAUGAACUACAAAAAUUGAGAAAAAUUGAACAUCAGAAUGAGAUGGACAUAGCUCUCAAUAGAAGAGAAGGAAUACAUCAAUCUGUUGCUUCAGAUGUAACAAGUGUUUUUAAAGGUAAAACAUCUAGCCAGUUGGCUGCUCUCCAAAAACAAAUUGAAUCGAAAAUAAGUAAUAAGACUGAUGGAAUUGAUAUUGGAUACUGGGAAUCGUUAUUAUCCCAACUCAAAGCCCAUAUGGCAAGAGCAAGACUACAAGAUAGACACAAAGAGAGUCUGCAUAGAAAAUUACAAGUCCUGAAGGCCGAACAAGCAGUUUCUUCAAGUGCUACAACAAGCAAUAUGAAAACAGAAGAGACUGAUAACUCUUCUGACACUGAGGAAAACGAGGAUAAUUUUGUAUCUCCCCUGGAUGAAUGCUUUAAAGCUUAUGAAGCAGGUGGAUACAGUCCCAAAUUAUUAUCUGUGGAUGAUAUUGAAUUGGGGACAAUAGUUUUUGCUGAAGAAGAUGAUUUGAAAAGACUAGAAUUCACUAGGCAGCAAGUAGUAGACAGUGAUAAUAAAACAGAUAAUAUUACAACAAAAGAAGAAAAACUUCUUCAAAUUGAAGCAAGAAAAGGAAUGGGUGAAGACGAAGCUCAAUUUUCAGUUGAAGCAUCACUCGAUAAUCAAGUCUACUUGUGGUCAGACAAGUACCGACCAAGAAAACCUAGAUAUUUCAACAGGGUCCAUACAGGCUUUGAAUGGAACAAAUAUAAUCAGACGCAUUACGAUAUGGACAACCCACCACCAAAAAUUGUGCAAGGUUAUAAGUUCAACAUUUUUUAUCCAGAUUUAAUAGACAAAAGUGCCACACCAGAAUAUUUCUUGACUACAUGUCCAGAUAGGGAAUUCUCUAUUUUGAGGUUUCAUGCUGGACCACCAUAUGAAGAUAUAGCAUUUAAAAUAGUCAACAGAGAAUGGGAAUAUUCAUAUAAGAGAGGGUUUAGGUGUCAGUUUCAUAACAAUAUAUUUCAGUUAUGGUUUCAUUUCAAGAGAUACAGAUAUAGGAGAUAAAUUUAUUUACUUUUUACUAAACUGUUUGAUGUAAAUAUUGUGUGUAUGUAAAUAUUUUAAUAUAUUUUUUCACCAUU
This is a messenger RNA of Coccinella septempunctata (seven-spotted ladybird), 2109 nucleotides long. RefSeq names its product cactin (gene cactin). The transcript has 2 exons. Gene Ontology annotation, molecular function: protein binding. Bases 140 to 2032 code for a protein of 630 amino acids. Gene Ontology annotation, cellular component: spliceosomal complex; cytoplasm. Gene Ontology annotation, biological process: mRNA cis splicing, via spliceosome. Lineage: Eukaryota; Metazoa; Arthropoda; Insecta; Coleoptera; Coccinellidae. The record is from RefSeq and is a predicted model, not a curated record.